AUGGAUGGUCUGCCCUCUGGUUAUCGUCCCAACGUUGGAGUUUGUCUCAUCAAUGACGAUAAUAUGGUGUUCGUAGCUUCCAGAUUAAACGUUCCUGGAGCGUGGCAAAUGCCUCAGGGUGGUAUUGAAGAUGGUGAGGAACCGAGGUCUGCAGCAAUCAGAGAACUGAGGGAAGAAACUGGAAUUGUGUCUGCUGAAAUAAUCGAUGAGGUUCCAGGAUGGUUGACUUAUGACUUCCCACCGGCUGUAAAGGCGAAAGUCAAUCGUCUAUGGCGUGGAGAAUGGCAUGGCCAGGCACAGAAAUGGUUCCUUAUGAGAUUUAAAGCUGAUGAAAGUGAGAUCAAUUUAGCAAAUUGCGAAACAGACCCUGAAUUCUCAGAAUGGAAGUGGGCUACCCCUGAAGAAGUCAUUGAGCAGGCAGUGGAUUACAAAAGGCCAACGUACGACGAAGUCAUGAAAACCUUCGGGCCUUACUUGAACUCAGGAAAAGCUACAAAGUGUUACUCGACUAAAUGGUGA
Molecule: messenger RNA, 519 nt
Organism: Striga hermonthica
Lineage: Eukaryota; Viridiplantae; Streptophyta; Magnoliopsida; Lamiales; Orobanchaceae
Source: the annotation of a GenBank genome assembly